UAUUUACCAGAAUGCUUAUAUUCAAAAGUAUAAUAGACGAUCUGACCACUCUUGUUUCUUUAAAGCUGACACUUUCAACUUCAAACACAUUCUCUGUUGCAAAUUUCUCAACAUGCUUUAUAGUUAAACCCCAGUUUUUGAAUAUGGCACCUAUUAAGAAUUUUAAUUUUUAG
Messenger RNA from Dentiscutata heterogama, 173 nucleotides. NCBI's taxonomy places the organism in Eukaryota, Fungi, Glomeromycota, Glomeromycetes, Diversisporales, Gigasporaceae. The record is from the annotation of a GenBank genome assembly.